AGAUUUAGUAUUUACAUUUAGUUGUAAAUGAUUUCAAAACUUAUUUCUUGUGAGCCUAACUACAUUUGUAUAAAUAAAAUGAUGUCAGCUAAGUCGGACUGCAAUGUGAAAUGAUGUUAGUGAUAUAAUGGCAUUAAUAGAAAACAUCUUUAGAAGAAGAAAAAUUGAUUAUGCUUAUUGGGACUCACGAAUCAGGGGCAGCAGAGCUGGUGAAUUAGCUUUGGAGCAAGUGAGAUUGCUUCUGUAUAAGGAAUGUGAUCGUAGAGGAAGAAAAGUGCUUUUCGAUUCAUCUACUAUUGAUAAAGUAUUGUCUGCAAAAAAUGACAGACCAGAUAUCAAAAUGGAAAAAAUUCCCUGCAUCGUUGAAGUUACAGAUGGAAACUCAUACAUUUACAAAGGUCAGGCGACGGAUGCGAGUGUCCUCGGUGAGAUGAUAUUCGGAGCGGUGGCAAUGAAUUGCAAGAGCGUUUCCUUUAAGAUACAUAUCAUGAAUGAACCGAAAAGGUUAAUGUGCACCAAGUUGUUCAGUGUGCCUGUAUCAAGGAAGACCAGUCGGAUGGAAAGGAAGGCAGAUAGUUGUAGCGGAGAUGUCAAUAGAUCGAGGCCUUUGAAUAUGACGUUACUGAGAGAAGAAGGAUUGGCGUUGAGCUUCUCAUUGGAUAGAGGCGAUUCUGGUUUCUGUGAGACAUCUUCGUACAGCAGUUUCGGUACAAGCUUCGAUUACCUCACCAUGUUUCACGACUGGGAUCAGAACGGCGACGAACACUACUUUUAUAGUCCAAGUUCAAAGUUAAGCGCUUCAAGCGGUAGUUUAGCUAGACGCACGUCCCAUAGCUACGCUACUCGCUUCGAUUUCGGGAAUACUUUGAAAGUACCCACCAGUAGUACAGUGUGUAGCGCGGAUUCGCAGAAAUUGUCUGUGCAGUUAUAUAGCAGUUCAACGAGUACGUCAGACAGUUUGGCGAGCACUGCGUCUACACGACGCGCUAAACUCGGACUAGCGUUGCUAAUUACCUUUACUGAAUCUGAUGAUAUGGAGUUGAUCCGUCGCUGUUUAGAGUUAUCACCACAGCUGCGGUCGCUCGUGUGUCGUCUACGUCUCGCAGCCCUCACCGCUGGCUCCGAUGCAUUCUUCGUGUCCACGCUACACACGGCCGCAGGACACGCGAGGAGAUGGUUGUCGGAGUUAUUGUUCGGACCGCGGCUUCAUCCCACGUGGCUGCUUCUCGUGUCCAGUGAGCCUUCACAGGCAAACAAAAUGGCCGACAGGCUGAUAGAAGAUAUAUGCUCAGUACUAGCUAUCGGGGACACAAAGGAUACUAACUUUUUCAUCAGCACCCUUCUAACGCACGUGUUAACUCACCACCUCGGCUGGGUGACCACUGUAAGUCCCUACGACAGAGUGGAAUCAAAAAAUACAGGAAAUUUGGACACUAAGAGGCCAUACAACGCGCUCUGGGCACAACUGACGGAUCUCUGUGGAUGUAUAGGAUUUCCACCGAAAUCCGCUAGGACCAUCAUAACCGGCAACAAGAAUAUACUGUUCAUUAAUAGAUUACUGGACGUUCUUACUUAUUUUAUACGUUGCGGUGACGUCAAGAAGAACGAUUUCGUGUAUCGAGACUGUUCAGUGAGCGAGGUCAAAGUCAUCGAUGUGAAAGCUGCUAGUGAAAACGAUAAAUGUGAUUUGAAUGACUAUAGUACAAAAUAUAGCUUGAAAGUUCCAUCAUACAGCGGUAGUAGUGCGAGUACUUUAGUGUCCAGUGAGGUGUCUUUGAAGAAAUCGGCAACGUUCGUUGAUUUAAAUAAUGUGCUCUCUAAUUUUGACUUUGCAUCUGAUAAUGGGAGCAAAUUGAGACGGCAUCCGACCAUGAUGAUCUCAUUGAAGGAUUCUGACUCCAGCUCAAACGCGUCAUCAGAAGAAUGUGAGAAGAAUGUUGUGUUCGUGCUCGGUGAUGAUGAGAAACUUGUGGGGUUGAAGAAUAAAUCAAACGGUAAGAGGAAUCUAAAGAAAACUUCAAGAGCUUCGGAGACAGAGGAGACAGAAAAAGCUGGACGUGACGAUGUCCGCCAAGAAAAAUACAAGUCAUCACAAAGCCCGAAGUGCUGUGACCAAACACUCAAACAUUCCAAGCCCAUAAAACAUUCCGGUUUUAAAUUCGAGUUCGAUAAAUAUCCGCAGAUAGUAACUAAUUAUAUGAAGAGCAAGAACUUAGAGAUUCUAGAUAGACAUUACAUAGGGAAGCCGGGGAACCUGAAACUGGACAAUUUCCAGUUCGAUCCAACAUUCGUACCUCCGAUACAGGAAGACAGAUGCGAGACCUGUUACAAGUGCCAGUUAAUGGAGUCCAUGUUGCAAACUCCCACCAACGCCUCCGAAAUGGAAUAUAUGAACGAUAUACCGAGACAGUCGGAACCGCAGAUCGCUAAGGAGACGAUAGUCCAAGAGGAAAUGACGCCCAAGACAUUUGUUAGGAAGCGCAAAGAGAGUACCGUCGUCGUGAAUGUCAGGAAGCCUGUGACCGAAGUGAAGGUGAAGGUAGACGAAGACAAAGAUAACAAUGUAAUAGAAGUGAAGCAAGUUUUAGAAUUCCCUGUUCCCCAAGUGUGUCCCAUCGCUAAAACUGACUGCAACGAUACACUUCUAGGCGGCAUUACUGACCACUAUGUACCUGAUCUUAUAUUACAAGGAACAAUCGCUAAUCCGGACACAUGGGAAUCGGAACUUCGGAGGGAUUUAGAUCUGACGUCGUAUUUGAACAAGAGCUCUGAUUCGCCUAUACAAACUGUAGCCAUAGUCGGUGACACUAAUACUUGGCAGGUGAGAGUUUGUGGGCGAUCAGUUGGUCCUAUGGGAGGGGGAUUGUCGCCACUCGUUGGUGGUAUUUUGGACGCUUUACCCGCCAUGAGAAAAGCCAACGUACCCGCCGCUCAGUGCCAACUAUUUUUGGAGAGCAAACUCCGCGAAUUCUGUGUACUAUCAAAAACUUUAGCCGACAUAUUGAUGUCCACCGACUUUUGUGAUAUAGCAACACUAACAAAAUCUUUGAAUGUGGAUGUUAACGACGUCCCCCUAUUAUUGGCGGUCGCCACAACCCACACGCCGGAACUAGCUACUAGAUAUGGUAUUAGCUAUAGAUGAUAAUGAACUAAUUAAUAAAGUGCAGCGCUCGGUGAACGAUAUGCACACCCUGUAUAACACCUGCACUUGUCACUGAAAACAUAACUCGGACGCCAUAAUUGGGUAUAAAUAAUUACAAGGGGGCUUUAAAGUUUAUGUUGAAGUGUAACACUUUGUAAGUAAUCAAUAGCAAGCACUUCUCAAUAAAAUAUUAUUGAAAUAUAAAUUGAAAAACAGCUGCUAAUAACAGAAUUACUUACAUGGUAAGAAGUUUUAAAAUAAAGUUUAAAACUUUGGAAUUAUUGUGAACUUCAACAAAUAUAUAUUAUAUUGAAUUAAAGUGCUCACUUUUUCUCAAUAUUAAAAAUCAGAUUUUGCAUGUGAUGAUUAUAAAAUAUAUACUGUCUGCCAAACUUGGUAUUUAUAAUGUGAUAGACAACUUUAAAAUCAAAAAUUACAUAUGUAUAUAAUAUUUUUAUUACCUAAGCACUGUUAUAUAUUUUAUAUAAAGUAAAAAUUUUAAUACACAUUAGUGUGAGAAGUGUGACCUUAUUAAGGUAUAAAUUGACAUCUGUGAUUUUUUAUAUGAAUAGAUAUAAACAUAUUUAUAUAAAGAUUCUAUGUAUAUGUAAAUAAUAUGUUAUUACAAUAAAAAUGCUAAUCAUUUAUAAUAUAUAAGGGAAUUUCAGAUAGUGAGAUAUAUAGUCCAAAACAAUAUGUACACAGCUAUAAGAUAAUUAUUUGAAAGUUUUUUCCAAGUAAUAAAUAAAGAAAAAUUUUUCAAAGUUUUUGUCGUUAAAGUCACAUCUACCCGCAGGACCAAAACAUUUUCGUUAAAUAUCGCCGAUUCCAUAUCAAAAAACUGAAUCCUCGAAAUGAUUUCUGCAAAAGAAAAUCCCUGCAAUUGCAUUAAAUCAGAAGUUUUUUUUUUUUGGGUCAAAUCUAAAAUCUUUUGUAUUUAAGUUUUACACAGCGUACAAUAAAUACUCCUUACAUACGUACCUUACUCUAUCACUGUUAUAAAUGCAUAAUAAUAUAUGUGAUGUAAUUAUGUAUUUUUUUAUACUUAGACUUUAAUAAAUUAUUAUUUUUUUCACAUUGA
Danaus plexippus (monarch butterfly) is the source of this 4223-nucleotide messenger RNA. Its product is annotated as folliculin-interacting protein 2. The transcript has 13 exons. The record is from RefSeq and is a predicted model, not a curated record. NCBI's taxonomy places the organism in Eukaryota, Metazoa, Arthropoda, Insecta, Lepidoptera, Nymphalidae. Gene Ontology annotation, cellular component: cytoplasm. Gene Ontology annotation, molecular function: ATPase inhibitor activity; protein-folding chaperone binding. The coding region runs from base 128 to 3142 and encodes 1004 amino acids.